AUGGUCGACCCCACAAACCCCGAGACUCAGACUCCUGCAGUCCCCCAAGUCUACCCAGGUCGACCUUCACCGCUGUCGCAAUACCCCCCCGCCAUGGAUCCAGCGUCGCUUGACGUGAAAGCCCUUGCUGGUAUGGUCCAUAAUGCCAUCAAUAAUCUCCUCCACGAUCCUAAGUACAACCCUUGGACUGCGGAGUCUUACAAGGAGGCGGCAGCACGUAGCAGCUACCGACUUAGUGAACUAAAGCGGUUCCAUGGCGAGGUCAAGAAAGUCCAGAACAAGUAUACGCUGGAGAUGGCCACCGUGGUCUCCCGCCUUCUUAGGCUUGAGGGCAUGUACCCAUUCCUGCCACGCGGAACUGAUGGGAACCGGUACAUACACCCGAGUAAGAUCGCUGUGCCGAAUGACAGAACCUCCGAGAUCGUCGAUGUUGGCAAUGGAUUUGCUUCCCUCUCUAUCAACACUCCAAAUACUAGAGCUACAGAAGCGCAAAAGAAGCCCUUCACCCCGAUCGACCUAGACGCAAUCAUGCGGGGUGAGGCAGAUGCGCACCCUGGUCCAGUGUCUGCUCCAUUGCCCUUCAAUGACCCAUCCCAGCCGCCAGUGUUUCUGAACACUCCUCACUACUCGGCUAACACUGGAGGUGGAACCGCUGCGCAUGGUGCUGGAAUGCUCAUGUCGAAUUGGACAAUGACUGGGAAUGGAGUCAAUCCCAACGGCACGGCGGCCAACCACAAUUCCGCCACUGGCACCAUUGAAAGUGGUUUGAACUCCGCACCGCUUACCAGCGCGACCCAACAACCCGGCAUUCCACUGCCGUCCGCAACGGCCCACGAGCCGAUGAAUUCCGCGCCUAUGCAUUCCGCGCCUCUGCAUUCGAACCCCCUUGACGACCCUUCUGCUCCUCCCACCCCAGUCCUCAGCACCGUUGGCCCAUUCCCGCACGUCCCAACAUAUGCCGAAUCCCUUUACUGGAUGCAGCCCGACAUCGCCAGCCAGCCGUGGUGGAACGAAGGAAUUCGCGCAGUGAAGGCUCAGAACAUGCUGAGGGAGCAGGAAGCCCAGAUCUUCAUCAACAGGAUGCUCAUGUUUGCGACGGAGAAGGAGGUCAUCGACGCGAUCAUGUGGAGCCAAGAGACCCGGAAGGGGGCGGAGAUGCGUCACCUGAGCGUCAAUCCCCCGGCGAAGUAG
Messenger RNA from Eremomyces bilateralis CBS 781.70, 1191 nucleotides. RefSeq lists its product as uncharacterized. Bases 1 to 1191 code for a protein of 396 amino acids. The transcript is spliced from 3 exons. Lineage: Eukaryota; Fungi; Ascomycota; Dothideomycetes; Eremomycetales; Eremomycetaceae. The record is from RefSeq and is a predicted model, not a curated record.